AUGGAGCCGCCACGAUACAGACGCUGCGAUAGAGCCGCCGCGAUAGAGCCGCCGCGAUACAGACGCCGCGAUAGAGCCGCCGCGACAGAGCCGCUGCGAUGGAGCCGCCGCGAUGCAGGGAGGCACCACGACAGUGACCCCCCCGUACAGAGACCAGCACAGGCACCCCGGUACAGAGACCCCCAGGACAGAGCAGACCCCGGUACAGAGACCCCCGGUACAGAGACCCCCGGGACAGAGACCCCCGGGACAGACCAAACCCCGGUACAGAGACCCCCGGUACAGAGACCCCGGUACAGAGACCCCCAGGACAGAGCAGACCCCAGUACAGAGACCCCGGUACAGAGACCCCCGGGACAGAGCAGACCCUGGUACAGAGACCCCGGUACAGAGACCCCCGGGACAGAGCAGACCCCGGUACAGAGACCCCCGGGACAGAGACCCCCAGGACAGAGACCCCCAGGACAGAGCAGACCCCGGUACAGAGACCCCUGGGACAGACCAGACCCCGGUACAGAGACCCCCAGGACAGGGACCCCCGGGACAGAGCAGACCCCGGUACAGAGACCCCCUGGGACAGACCAGACCCUGGUACAGAGACCCCGGUACAGAGACCCCUGGGACAGAGCAGACCCCGGUACAGAGACCCCCAGGACAGAGCAGACCCCGGUACAGAGCAGACCCCGGUACAGAGACCCCCGGUACAGAGACCCCUGGGACAGAGACCCCGGUACAGAGACCCCCGGGACAGAGCAGACCCCGGUACAGAGACUCCCGGGACAGGGACCCCUGGGACAGAGACCUCCAGUACAGAGACCCCUGGGACAGAGCAGACCCCGGUACAGAGACCCCUGGGACAGAGCAGACCCCGGUACAGAGACCCCCGGUACAGAGACCCCCGGGACAGAGCAGACCCCGGUACAGAGACCCCCGGGACAGAGCAGACCCUGGUACAGAGACCCCCAGGACAGGGACCCCCGGUACAGAGACCCCUGGGACAGAGACCCCCAGGACAGGGACCCCCGGGACAGACCAGACCCCGGUACAGAGACCCCUGGGACAGAGACCCCUGGGACAGAGCAGACCCCGGUCCAGCGGCAUCACUUCAAGAGUGCACGUUCCUGA
Molecule: messenger RNA, 1125 nt
Organism: Pezoporus occidentalis (night parrot)
Lineage: Eukaryota; Metazoa; Chordata; Aves; Psittaciformes; Psittacidae
Exons: 2
Coding region: 1-1125 (374 amino acids)
Source: RefSeq, a predicted model, not a curated record